GGCAGGAACUAGGAGAUAAACAGCGGAGAACCCAGGAGUCCUAGACGACCUCUCUUUUCCUGGCUCUUCCGAGUCAAGAUUGGAUCUACCUGGAUGGUGCUGGCGACUUGCUCUCUCUUUUCUGAAGAUACCUUGGCCCACAGGGAAGUAGAUCCCAGCUGUCCUGGUUACCAGCUCUCUUCCCCCUCUCCUUUAACCCUCUAGGAACCACUGGCCAGCUGUGAACCUAAACACGGUGGCUUCUGGCUUACCCCCCCCAUCUAACUCUUUUGAAGCAUCUCUCUUCCCCUAAUUGGGGCCCCCCUGUCUUCCAGUAGCCCCCCUCCCAGCAAUCCCAUGGCAACCACCACAGCUUCCUCUGUGUACUCUGAGGAGGAAACCCAUCGGACUCCUUUUCCUCUGACCCCACCUGUUCUUGGGGACGAGUUCUACCCCUUUGGGGGCGAACGCCGGCAGUCUUUUGUGGGUGAUGUGGUUGUCGGGGAUGGGAACCCCGAAGACGCGGAUUUGAGCAUUCUGCUUCAGAGGAAGGAGCAGGAUUUACUGCUGGCGGCUGAACUGGGAAAGAUGCUACUGGAACGGAAUGAGGAACUGGGUCGGGGCUUUGAGGAGUUGACCAAGGAGCACACGGAGGCCUUGGAGCGUCUGGAACAAGAGAAGCACGAACUCCGCCGCCGUCUUGAAUCGGGCCAGGCUGAGUUCGAAACUCGUGUGACGGAACUGGAGACUGACUUGGCAGCCGCCCGGGCCCAGCUGGGACAACAGCGUCUGGAGCAGCGGGACACCAACCGCGAGAGCUCGCAGGCCGUCCUGGAUAUGUCAGAACAGAACCAGCGCCUGGUGGAGCAGCUCAGCCAGGUCUCCCAACUGGAGCAGCAUCUGCGGGAAGAACUGAGCCUGCUGCGAGGGGAGAACCGGACCUUGUCCCUCAGCAGUGCCGAACACGCCGCCAGAACACAAAGCCUGCAAGCUGAGAAUCUUCUGUUACAGGAGUGGAAGCAAGAUUUGGAGAAGCAGACCCGUCAGCUCCGGGAGGAGAAUGAAUCCGUCCAGGCCCUGGUGGACACCUUGCACGAUAACCUCCUCCUGUUGCGCAGAGAGAGUCACGAGAAGGAGCUACGGAUGCAGCUGCUCGAAGCUGAAACAGAGGAGCUACGGGCCUCCAACCGCCAUCUUCACCUUCAGGUCAAGGAGAUGAAGGAAGAGAUUCGGCUUCAUGAUGCAGAUACCUCAGUCACUUCCAUCCAGUCGGAAAUUGGAAGCAGUUUGGAGGAUGCUCCGGGAGCACCUGGACAGACCCCAAAGUUGAUGGUCAACGGCACAAGCAAGGCCAGCCCUGCGGCUGCAGCUCCAAAGAAUCCCGCACGGAGAUCAGAGGAGGAGGAGGCUGAAUACGCCAAGCGAGUCUUAGCCCUGAGUUAUCAGGGACAAGACAUACUGAAGCAGAAGGAGAUAGAGAUCAUGAAACUCCAGGAUCAGGUCACUCUGCAGUACGUAGAACUGAACAGUUUAAAGUCGGAGAUAGAGAACCAGAGGCGUCUGUAUCAAGAGAGCAAGCGGGACGAGGCCUUGAAGUUAGCCAUAUUGGAUCGGGAUGAGGCAAUAAUAAAGAAAGGCGAGAUGGAGCUGGAGCUGGCAAAAGUCUCUCUGGAACGGGAUUCCAUGAGCCAGCAACUAUUGCGUGUCAUACGGCAAAAGAUGGCUCUUUCCCAAGAGCUGGAAGCUUGGCAGGAUGAUAUCCAAUACAUCAUCCACCAGCAACUGCUCCAGAAGCAGCAGGAAUGGACCCAUCCCAUCUCUCAAUCGCCUAAGAGCCCAACGCAAGGCAAAAACCCUCCUUUCUUUCAACGGGGCGCCAGCAUCCCCAACGGCACCGGCUUCUUCUCGCUCUUCCGGAAAAGUUGAAGGGUCUGGAGAUGAUGGGAAGUUCUGGAGAAGGCUGGAGAAAAUAUAAAACGCCAGUCACGGAUGAAGGAGAAGGCUGAAUCUAGACAGUGGCUGCCCAUGAGAAAAGACUGCUGUGAAAACGGCUCUAGUGCCUGUGAGCCUCCUGCAAUUCUAGGCUAAAGAAUGUGUUUUCUUCCUCCAGUUCAGUCAUAAGACCAUUGGUAUCCUUUCUCCAACUGUGAGACUGACAGUUCCGUUUUGGUCUAAUGGGUCAUGACAUUGUACUCACAGAAGUUGGUCCUUAUUUACCAAGUAACUGAUGUCUAGAUACAUACUUCAUAUUUUACUGGGAUCCGUGAGGAGAUUUUAGCCAUAACAGUGGAACAGCCAAUCCUGCUAGGAGAUAUAAGAACAUAAGAACUAGCCUGCUGGAUCAGACCAGAGUCCAUCUAGUCCAGCACUCUGCUACUCACAGUGGCCCACCAGGUGCCUUUGGGAGCUC
Molecule: messenger RNA, 2389 nt
Organism: Sphaerodactylus townsendi
Lineage: Eukaryota; Metazoa; Chordata; Lepidosauria; Squamata; Sphaerodactylidae
Gene: BICDL2
Product: BICD family like cargo adaptor 2
Exons: 9
Coding region: 337-1905 (522 amino acids)
Biological process (GO): vesicle transport along microtubule; Golgi to secretory granule transport
Source: RefSeq, a predicted model, not a curated record